GCGGAAGCAAGCAAGCUGGUCUUCUUUGCUAGCCCGCUCAAUGCUAUUUAUGAAGAUGGACCUGUUGAACUACCAGUACUUGGACAAGAUGAACAACAAUAUUGGCAUUCUCUGCCAGUAUGAAGGUGAAGCUGCUCUAAGAGGGGAAACCAGGAUGCAAUCGCUCCCAGUAUCCAGUGCUGUAAUCAACCAUAGGACAGGGCCACCCCCUAUCAGUCCUUGCAAGAGGAAGUUCAGCAUGGAUCAAGGAGAUGAUGACCUAGACUGUGAAAAUGAACAUGUCUCGAAAAUGAGUCGAAUGUUCAGUCCCCAUCUAAUGAAGACUGCCAAUGGGGAUUACCGGAAAGAGCACAGAGAAAGAAGUCGCAGUCCAAUUGACCGGGCCGCUGCACCAACAGUGAGCAUUCAUGCUAAUCACAUGUAUGCCUCAAUCCCAAGCUUAACUAUGGAUCAACCUCUAGCACUGACCAAAAACAACAUGGAUGCUACCCGGUCUAUGAGCAUCACUUCAACAAUGACGUCGGUGGAACGGCAGCAGAACCGUCCAUCUGUAAUCACAUGUGCCUCUGCAAGCAAUCGCAACUGUAAUCUCUCUCAUUGUCCAAUUGCGCACAGUGGAUGUGGCGCUGCCAUGCCAGCGAGUUACCGGAGACCAUCUAGCACUACCACUGCAUGUGAUCCAGUGGUAGAGGAGCACUUCCGUAGAAGCCUUGGCAAGAAUUACAAGGAGCCAGAGCCGGUGACAAACUCUGUAUCCAUUACGGGAUCAGUUGAUGACCACUUCGCCAAAGCACUUGGAGAUACAUGGCUUCAGCUCAAAGCUGCGAAGGAUGGAGUGUCCAGCAGUCCUGAAUCUGCCUCCAGGAGGGGCCAGUCAUCUUCUCCUUCCCAUCUGGUCAACCAUAAUCAUUCACCUUCCGUAGUCUCGUGAAGAGAGGACCACAAGUUUCUUCAUCGGAACAUGAAUUUGCAUGGUUUGACUGAGCAUGGAAGAGUGCUCAAACAGUAAUAGUGCUUGGGAGGGAGGAAAGGAGGUGAGAUAAGUUGUGAACAACACACAUUUUUAUGUAUUUGCUUGGUUUUUAUACAAGUGUGCCCUUAAAACAUAGCAGGAACUAUUUGAUUGAA
Molecule: messenger RNA, 1128 nt
Organism: Euleptes europaea (tarantolino)
Lineage: Eukaryota; Metazoa; Chordata; Lepidosauria; Squamata; Sphaerodactylidae
Gene: VGLL4
Product: vestigial like family member 4
Exons: 5
Coding region: 41-931 (296 amino acids)
Biological process (GO): negative regulation of DNA-templated transcription
Molecular function (GO): transcription coactivator binding
Source: RefSeq, a predicted model, not a curated record